Molecule: messenger RNA, 3776 nt
Organism: Sceloporus undulatus (fence lizard)
Lineage: Eukaryota; Metazoa; Chordata; Lepidosauria; Squamata; Phrynosomatidae
Gene: NLRP12
Product: NLR family pyrin domain containing 12
Exons: 12
Coding region: 250-3465 (1071 amino acids)
Cellular component (GO): cytoplasm
Molecular function (GO): protein binding
Source: RefSeq, a predicted model, not a curated record
UCCUGGUUGCUUUUCAGAAACUAUGUAACUUUUGUGCCAAAGGGAUGGUGUUUUAACAUAGACACUGAAGGAGAUGGGGAACUGCCCUUCAAUCUCUAGUUUAAAAACAUCAAAGGGAACAAGGAAUGAUUUUUAACAGUGGAUAAAAAUGUUUCUUUGACAGAUCUAAAAGAAGCAUACUUGUCUAUUUUAGUUUACUGAAGUUAGUACAUUUCUAUACAUCUUGUGGGUUUAAAUUCCAAUCCAGAUAUGUCACCAGAUUACAGGGAGAAAUACAAAGAAUAUGUGAGAAAAAAAUAUUGUCUACCUGAAGAUGGAAACCAUUCCUAUGUGGCCCAGGUACCUCCAAAUGAAAAAUACACUGAAGUGAUUAUUGGAAGUAAAAAAGAAAGAGGAAAUGAAAUACUGAACAGACCAUGGAGACAUACACAACUGCUGUCGGAGCAAUGGCCUGCUACAACCAUAGAUGCACUCUUUGAAAGUGACUAUGAUGAACCACAGACAGUUGUGCUCCUGGGUGUGGCUGGAGUGGGGAAAACCACAAUGACCAGAAAGAUCAUGCUAGACUGGGCAACUGGAAGACAAUUUCCAGAGAGAUUUGAUUCUAUUUUCUACCUGAGUUGCCAGCAAAUGAAUCUCAUUGUUGGGGAGACUAAUUUGGCUGACUUGGUUUUACAGAAUGAUCCCGAACCUAGGCUAAAAGAAGCAAUGAAUGAGCUUAUCAUGAAUCCAGGCAAAUGCCUCUUCAUCAUCGAUGGCUUUGAGGAACUGAGUUGUUCCAUUGAGCAACAGGAGGACAACUUGAGCCCCGAUCCCUGGGAGAGGAUGUCAGUGGGGCUCCUCUUGAGCAGUUUGUUUCACAAAACUCUCCUUCCUGAGUCCUGCUUAAUCAUCACUACUAGGCCAAAUGCUCUAGAGAGUCUUGAGAAUUGUUUACAGUCCCCAUGCUAUGUCAGGCACCUGGGACUUUCUGAGGGAGGCAAGAAAGAAUAUUUCCACAGGUUCUUUGGGGAAGAAGAAUUAGCAGUACAGGUUUUGAGCUACAUUAAAAGGAAUGAAGCACUCCUUGCUAUCUCCUUUGUCCCCACUGUAUGUAGGAUCAUCUGCACUGUGAUGAAGCAGCAGCUUGACAAGGCUAAGAAAGAUCUGUCGCCAGUUUCAGAAAGACUCACAGCAGUAUAUGCCCUUUAUCUCUCUCAUUUGGCUGGGUCUCUGUGCAGUGGUUCUGAGCAGCUGGAUCUGAUUAGAAGAGUUUGCUCAUUGGCUGCUGAUGCAAUCUGGAAAAAGAAAACUUUGUUUAAAGAAGAAGAACUUCCGAACCAGUUGGCUCUGUGCAGUACUCUCUUCCAGAAAAAUCCUGAUUGUGAAGGCAUCUACAACUUCAUCCAUCCCACUGUUCAAGAGUUUCUUGCAGCAUUGUUCUAUGUUUUUGAAGAUAUGUCCAGAAAUUCUGAAACUGCUAAGGAAGACAUCAAAAUCUUCCUGGAUGCCUGUAGCAAAGGCCAAGGAGAUUUAACUUUAACAGUACAAUUCGUCUUUGGCCUUUUAAAUAAAGAAAUAAUGGAAUACUUAAAAGAACAAUUUGAGUGGAACAUUUCAUCUAGAAUUAAGGCUGUCUUGCUGGAGUGGUUUCAAGUAGACACAUGGAUUCGGUUUAUUUGUCCGAAUUAUGGUCAGUUGGAGCGUUUUCAUUCUUUGUAUGAGAUCCGAGAAGACAAAGAAUUUGUUAAAUGUGCACUAAAUCACUUGAUGAACCUGACUUUGGAAAGGCUGACUUUUACUCAAAUGGAUAAAGUGGUUCUCUGUUUUUGCAUAAAGAAUUGUUUGAAUUUAGAAACUCUUUCACUGUAUAGAUGUUCGUUUCUGAUGGACAAAUCUGAGGCAGCAGCACUUCCAGCGCUUCCCAAUCAGCCAUGCCAGCAACAUCAGAAGACAGAGGAGCAAUCACCAAUUCACCUGCUUUGUCAAACACUGAUGGAUCCAAACUGCAAAAUAAAGAAAGUGGAGCUGGAUGGAUGCCAGUUCACAGAGAGGUGCUGGGUAGAUUUGUCUGUUGUUCUCUCAACAAGCCCGGCGCUGGUGGAACUGGACUUGCAGAUGACCAAUCUGAAGGACUCAGGAGUCAGGCUGUUGUGUGAAGGACUGAUUCAUCCAAAUUGCAAACUAGAAAAAUUGGGGUUGGGGGGAUGUGAUCUGACUCAUGCUUGUUGUGGUGAUCUUUCCACUGUUCUCAGCCACAGCCAGACACUGAUGGAGCUUCAGCUGGCUUGGAAUUCUUCCUUGGGAGUUCAAGGGGUUCAACUGCUGUGUCAAGGACUAAAACACCCAGCCUGCAAGCUUCAGAGCCUGGACCUGGAUGAAUGUGGUCUCAUAGCUGCUAGUUGUCAGGAUCUCAUUCCUGUUCUCAGCACCAGCAAGACACUAAGGAAGCUGAACCUGGAGCGCAACAAACUAGGAGAUGCAGGAGUGAAGCUGCUGUGUGAGGGCCUGAAACAUCCACAGUGCCAGCUGCAAACUUUGUUACUCACCAAUUGUGAGCUUGGUCCAGCCUGCUGUGGAGAUCUCUGCUCUGUUCUUAGCACCAGCCAAACACUGACAGAGUUGGAUCUCGAGUAUAACCAACUGGAAGACUUUGGGGUGAGGCUACUCUGUGAGGGACUGAAGCAGCCCAACUGCAAACUGGAAAAAUUAGGGUUGGCGCACUGUGGUAUUACAGCAGCUUCAUGUGGAGAUCUUGCUUCUGUUGUAACUGUAAAACAGACUCUGAAAGAGCUUGUGAUUGAAUUUAACCAACUUGGUGAUUCAGGAGUGAAGCUCCUGUGUGAAGGGCUGAAGCACCCACUUUGCAAACUGGAGACAUUAAACUUGUUCAAUUGCGAACUUACAGCUGUUUGCACAGAGGAUCUUGCUUCAGUGCUCAGCAGCAGCCAGACCCUGACAGAACUGCUUUUGGGAAGUAAUGCACUUGGGGAUUCAGGAAUGAAGCAACUGUGUGAGGGACUGAAGCAUCCACACUGUAAGAUGCAAAAACUGUGUUUGUGUACAACUGGAAUCACAGCAGCUGGCUGUGUGGAGCUCUCUUCUGUCCUCAGCACAAGCCAGGUGCUGAAAGACAUUGAUUUAUGGGAAAACCCAUUGGAAGAUUCAGGAGUGAGAUUGCUAUGUGAAGGAAUGAAACACCCAGACUGCAAGCUUGAAGUUUUGUCGAUGUGGAACUGCAAAUUGACAGCAGCUUCCUGUGAAGACCUCUGCUGUGUUCUCAGCACCAGCCAAAGCCUGAAGAAGCUGAAGCUGGGAAAUAACAAACUGGGAGAUGCAGGAGUGAUGCUGCUGUGUGAGGGGCUGAAGCACCCAAACUGCAAACUGGAGACAAUAGAUUUGGAUACUGAAGAGUUGAGUGAAGACACAGUGAGAGAGCUGAGCUACCUGAAACGGAUGAAGCCUGAGCUGGUUAUAGACACAUAGAAUGGGCAGCAAUGGUGAUGGAAAGCUGGAAGUGACAAGUAUAGAGUUUCAUCCAGAGCAACACCUGUGGGUGCUCCACUGAAGCAUGUCAGCUACUGAGACUGUGGAGCAAGAAUUCAGGCUCCCCUCUUCAUCAUUAACUGAAGCAACAGCCAGACAAGAAGAGAAAAGAUAUGUUGGCCUUGAUUGGAUCUCCCCCGCCACACCUUCCUAAAAUCCUCUUUUUCCAUUUUAGCAGGCAGCUUUCCUUUUGGGGGAUUCAAACUGAUUACCCUUUGUUUAUUGAAAUAAUAAACAUAUUUCCUAUUGUG